UAUUAACGGAUGAAACGUCAAGUUGUCCUCUCGUUGGGCGCCACUUAUGCAGUAAAUUGGCAACCCUAAUCUAAUUAUGUGUAUUUAUUAAAAAUUAAGAACAUAGGUGGUUUCUAAACCAAUAGCUCUCCCAACCAUAUCCCUUAUUUACUCGUAACUCAAAAUAAAAUGCCCUUCCUACAAGAAAAAGCAAUAAAUCAAAACCUCUGCCAAGCCUUCUCUAGCUGGCAACACUACUCAAUAACUUUGUCACUUCGUAAGCAAUACAUAAAGAUACAUAAUUUUUAACAUUCACACAGCUUAAGAUAAAAGAUUACUAUCAAAAAGCUAGAGAUACAUCCAAAAGUAAAAAAAAGUCCAACCAACCAAAAAAAAAAAAAAAACACAGACUUGAUGAAAACAACAGAAAGAAAGAAAACAACCAUAUAAUACUCUGGCGACAUUAAAGUAUGGGUCACUUCAACACUCAACAACAAACUUCCAUAUCCAACUCAAAAAAACCAAAACAUACUAUAACCUACCUACUUACUGUAUUUCUCCUCCAUUAAAUGUUACUCAUUUUCAAAUUGAGUUCUCUGGCUGUAUCUCUCAUAUCCAAAAGGCAUACAAAACCCAAAGUCAUACGCAACGCACAAAGACGAAUGAGUGUUGUGUGUUGGGGAUUAGAGAACUUUUAGCUUGAUCCAUAGAUAUAUUUUUAUAUUUGGAGAGAGAAACCAAAAAACCAAAGAAAUACAAAAAAAAGUGGGGGUUGUCAUAGUUGUUGUUGUUGCUUUGUGCCUUUUUGCCUAGCCGGCGACGACAACCGACACGGCCGUUGCUCUCUUUCUCUCUCUCUCCCUCUUUAUCUCUCUUUACCAACACUUGAAUAAGUGUAUCUCUCUCUCUGCUCUGUGUUCUGUGUAUAUCAUUUGUGUGGAGGAAAGGAACACAACUCCAAUUGUGCAGAGCAAAGUCUUUUGCUGAUUGAAAAAUACCCGCCCGCCGCCUGCUAGCCAUCAGCCAACCCAGCCAGCUAGUCAGUAGUUUUGUUUAUGCUGCCGUCGCGUCAAUGAGAAAUUAACCGUUUCUUGUACAGAUACGUACAGAUAUUGCAUCGUUUGUCGUUGUCGCUACCGCCGUAUCGUUGUCGAAUGUCGCGCCGAAAAUUUAUAUUAAUAAAUUAAUUAUUCUUGUUAAGCGUUUUGUGUGACCGAAGAGGUGCGAAAUCAUAUUGUUUUCGCGCUUUUUGAAGUUUGCGCCCCCAAACCCUAUCAUUGUGGGCUUAGCCAAAUUACCGUCAUUCGUUCGGAUGCGGUGACAUGACAAAUAGUGACAUCUAUUUAUCUAUCAUUUCUGUCAAAUUGUUAAAAUUGAAAUGUACAUGAAUGUGUCAAAUGGAAGACAGGUGCGCGCGUUAAAUGCAAAAUUCAAAUUUGCAAUGUUUCUAUUUUGCGUUAAAUUUAUUUGAUAGUUUGUUAUUUGUCGGUUUAGAUACAGUAGUGUCAAUUGUGUCCAAUUUGACAACUAUUUUUGACAGAUAAAUCUGCCAUUUGAAAUUAAACCGAAAAGAAGUAUUAUAGGAGUAAAAAAUAGUGUGAAUGUCCCCAUGUGUUGACACGAAGAGACAACGAUAAUGGCCUGUCAGUCAUUCACUGAUAAUCUAAUUAAAUUGAUAGACAAGUGGUAAAGAAGAACCCAAUCAUUUACGCGGAUUUCUCUCUCACAACAAUUAUUUGUGCAACACAUCAAAUCAAAUAAAAUUAAAAAAAAAGAAAAAAUAUUAUUAUUUGACAAUCACUUUGAUUGUCUACAUAUGUUGUUUUGUUAGUGCAAUUGUCAGUUUGUUCUGUCAGUUAAUAUGUUAUUUUGUUAUAUUUUGUAUAAUUAAACAACAAAUAUCAAUAAAAUAUUUAAUCAGUGCGUGUGCAAUCAGUGUUUUGUGUGUGUUUUUUUCUUUAGUUUAUUGAUUUUUUCUUUCAAUUCUUUUAUUUACCUUUUGUAAAAGAAAAAAAGUGCUAAUUUGACAAAUUGGCAAACAUUAACAAUAUAACAGUAGCAGCAGCUGUCAUCAAGAAGAUCUCUUUUUUUGUUUGCCUUAAGGCAUCAACACAAUAAAAAAAAUAAAAUAAAAUUAUACUAACCAGAAGCAACCAUGGAUUGUGAUUACUCGAAAUUUCUUUAUAAACACGGUAUUGUAGGAGCCGGCGCCAUAACGUCGCGGUGGACACCUGUAGGUGCCGGUCCCCCAGGUCCAUUGGGACCGGCAGACACAAAUGGCAGUAUGGCGGAUGCCAAAAAUUUAGACGUCGGAGAUAUGAGUGACGACGAAAAAGAUCUCUCAUCAGCCGAUGCCGAAGGUGUCUGGAGUCCUGACAUCGAACAGAGUUUUCAAGAAGCCUUAACAAUAUACCCACCAUGUGGCAGAAGAAAAAUCAUUCUCUCUGACGAGGGAAAGAUGUACGGACGAAAUGAACUCAUAGCACGAUAUAUAAAACUUCGCACAGGAAAAACGAGAACACGAAAGCAAGUUAGUUCACAUAUUCAAGUGCUGGCCAGACGAAAACUGCGAGAAAUCCAAGCUAAACUUAAAGUUGAUCAUAUAGGUAGCAGCAAUGGUGGCAAAGAUAAAUCUCUACACACAAUAUCCUCCAUGUCAAGUUCGCAAAUAGUUUCUGCAUCGGCGGCCAAAAGUUUGGCAGCACUCCAUCAAUCAGCAGUGUCCGCCCAACACCAUCCGCCGCAUCAUCAACUGUCACAUUUACCAACUUUGGCACAACUUGACCACCACCAGCAGCAGCAACAACACCACCUUCCACACCACCACCUGCAACAAUCGCAACUUCAUACGCACCAUUUACAUCAUCCACUACACCAUCCGCCGAUGUAUCCUGGUCAAUUUUGGCAGCCAGGUCUACAGCCGAGCACCUCACAAGAAGAAUAUCUUUCCAGCAUAAAGCCAUUUACACAACCACCAUAUCCCGCCGGAAAACCAUCAACAGCUGUGUCUGGUGAAAUUGAAGCAGGUCUUCCACCAGCCCAGCCACCAUGGGAAGGCAGAGCGAUAGCGACGCACAAAUUCCGAUUACUUGAAUUCUCCGCGUUUAUGGAAAUCCAAAGAGAUGAAAUUUAUCACCGGCAUCUUUUCGUACAGCUUGGAGGCAAACCGUCCUAUACAGAUCCAUUGCUUGAGUCCGUUGACAUCCGGCAAAUAUCAGACAAAUUCCCUGAAAAAAGUGGCGGUCUUAAAGAUCUCUAUGAAAAAGGCCCGCAAAAUGCUUUCUAUUUGGUUAAAUGUUGGGCAGAUCUUAAUACAGAAAUUUCUGGAGAAGCUGGAGUUUUCUAUGGCGUGACAAGCCAAUUUGAAAGCAAUGAAAAUGUCGUCCUUAUCUGUUCAACAAAAGUGUGUUCGUUUGGCAGUCAAGUUGUGGAAAAAGUCGAAACCGAAUAUUCCCGCCUUGAAAAUGGUCGUUUUGUCUAUCGCAUACAAAAAUCACCGAUGUGCGAAUAUAUGAUUAACUUUAUUCAAAAACUGAAGAACCUGCCCGAAAGAUACAUGAUGAAUAGUGUACUGGAAAAUUUUACAAUUUUACAGGUUAUUGCGUCACGUGACACACAAGAAACACUAUUAUGCAUAGCAUACGUGUUUGAAGUGGCGGCCCAAAAUAGUGGUGCAACACAUCAUAUUUAUCGAUUGAUAAAAGAAUAGCAUGAGCUUCUUCCAUUGGCC
Molecule: messenger RNA, 3709 nt
Organism: Episyrphus balteatus (marmalade hoverfly)
Lineage: Eukaryota; Metazoa; Arthropoda; Insecta; Diptera; Syrphidae
Gene: scalloped
Product: protein scalloped
Exons: 11
Coding region: 2135-3688 (517 amino acids)
Biological process (GO): regulation of transcription by RNA polymerase II; embryonic organ development; hippo signaling
Cellular component (GO): transcription regulator complex
Molecular function (GO): DNA-binding transcription factor activity, RNA polymerase II-specific; RNA polymerase II cis-regulatory region sequence-specific DNA binding
Source: RefSeq, a predicted model, not a curated record